AACUUUUUUAUAUAGUUUCAGAGCGAUUACAUGUUUUGUUAACGUCCAUGGGCUGUUUGGAUAUUUUUCCAAACCUUUUGAAAUAUUCCUUUUCUUUGCCCUCUAUUCUUUGUUCUGGCUCAGACAGCAUACUUUACCUCGUAUGUUUUCUCUCUCUUUCUUUUUUGGAAGUUGCUCCGGUCCAAAUGUGUGGAGUGGAGUUACAGCCCGUGUUUCAGAUCGGUGGUUUAAGAACUUGCGGACUAGUGGAGAAGAGGAUGUUUUCUUGAUCUGUCAAUGGGACUACCGGGCUGAAGGUGUAAACAAGUUGAACUGCUGGUAUUUAGGCUUGAUGCUGUGUGUUUUGUCCUCAUAGGGUAGCAGGAGGGACUGAGAGAAAAGAGAGAGCGAGGGAGGGGGAGUGGGGUGUAUGUGUGUGUUUGGAAGAGAGAACCAGACUUACAGAAACAGAGACAGUAUACUGUACUGUGUGCGAGAGAGCGAGAAGAAGGAGAGAGUAACUGUAAUCUGAAUCUAUUGCACAUGGACAGAGAGACUAACUAGAACACAUAGGGAGUCUUCCUGACGAGGAGGGAGGACCAGUGACUCCAGAGGCACCAAAAACAGAGAGCGAGAUCAUCAAACACUAAGCUAGGACAGGAUGAGGUACCGAGGCAGGGAUUUGGGAGGUGAGGGCAGAGUUCAUCUAGUUAUGGAGAGUACUCUGACAGCACGUGACAGGGUGGGGGUGCAGGACUUUGUCCUGCUGGAGAACUACACCAGCGAGGCGGCCUUCAUCGAAAACCUGCGCCGACGUUUUGGGGAGAACCUCAUCUAUACCUACAUAGGAUCAGUGUUGGUGUCAGUGAACCCCAACAAGGACCUGGAGAUCUACUCCAAGGCGCACAUGGAGCGCUACCGAGGGGUCAGCUUCUACGAGAUAUCACCCCACAUCUAUGCGGUGUCAGACAACACGUACCGGGCCAUGCGGACUGAGAGGAGGGACCAGUGUAUCCUGAUCUCUGGGGAGAGCGGAGCAGGGAAGACUGAGGCCUCCAAGAAGAUCCUCCAGUACUACGCCACUACCUGCCCUGUCACUGACCACUUGAGUACGCUCCGGGACCGCCUGCUGCAGUCCAACCCUGUUCUGGAGGCUUUUGGUAAUGCCAAAACACUGCGUAAUGACAAUUCCAGCCGGUUUGGCAAAUACAUGGAUGUCCAGUUUGACUUCAGGGGGGCGCCGAUAGGAGGCCACAUCCUCAACUACCUGCUGGAGAAGUCCCGUGUUGUGCACCAGAACCACGGCGAGAGGAACUUCCAUAUUUUCUACCAGCUGCUCGAGGGAGGAGAACAAGACCUUCUCAGCAAGCUGGGAUUGGAGAGAAACGCCCAGAAAUACCAAUACCUGGUCAUGGGUUGCUGUCCUAGGGUGAGCUCCAUCAAUGAUAAGAAUGACUGGAGAACAGUGAGGAAGGCCCUGACCGUCAUCGGCUUCCAUGAGGAUGAGGUGGAGGAUCUGUUGAAUAUAAUCGCCAGUGUCCUCCAUCUUGGGAACACUCAGUUUGGAGAAGGAAAGAAUGGGGAAAACCAGAUCACCACUGAGCCUCAGCUCAAAUACCUGUCCAAGCUGUUAGGUGUGGAUGGAGCAGCACUGAAAGAGGCUCUCACUCAUAAGAAAAUCACUGCCAAAGGGGAGGAGAUGAUAAGCCCGUUGAGUUUUGAGCAGGCUGUGGCAGCCCGUGAUGCCUUGGCCAAAGCGGUGUAUGGCCGUGCCUUCACCUGGCUGGUGGAGAAGAUCAACCAGUCUCUGGCAUUCAAGGAUGAUGUGUACAACAGCAGUAAGGGCUCAUCAUCAGUCAUAGGACUGCUGGAUAUCUAUGGCUUUGAGGUCUUCCAGCACAAUAGUUUUGAGCAGUUCUGCAUCAACUAUUGCAAUGAGAAGCUGCAUCAGCUGUUCAUUGAGCUCACCCUCAAGUCUGAGCAGGAGGAGUACGAGGCAGAGGGCAUCACUUGGGAACCGGUGAAGUACUUCGACAACAAGAUCAUCUGUGACCUGGUAGAGGGAAAGCACAAAGGCUUGAUCUCCAUCCUGGAUGAGGAGUGUUUGAGACCAGGGGAGCCCAGCGAUAUCUCCUUCCUCGAGAAGCUUGAGGACACUUUGGGAGGCCAUGCCCAUUUUGUCACUCACAAGUUGUCGAAUGGGAAGACUCGCAAGGCAGUGAGCAGAGAGGAGUUCAAACUGAUUCAUUACGCAGGAGAGGUCAACUACAGUGUCAAUGGGUUUCUGGACAAGAACAAGGACCUUCUCUACAGAAACCUGAAAGAGGUCAUAUGCCAGUCAAAUAACCAGGUUCUGAGUCAGUGCUUCCACAGAGAGGAAGUGACUGACCAAAAACGCCCAGAAACGGCUGCCACUCAGUUUAAGAACAGCCUGGCCAAACUUAUAGAGAUACUGAUGUCCAAGGAGCCAUCCUAUGUGCGCUGUAUCAAACCCAACGAUGCCAAGCAGUCAGGGAGGUUUGAUGAGGCUCUAGUCAGACACCAGGUCAAGUAUCUGGGUCUGAUGGAGAACCUGAGGGUCAGGAGAGCUGGGUUUGCCUACCGCCGACACUACGAAACCUUCCUACAGAGGUACAAGUCUCUGUGUCCCGGGACGUGGCCUAACUGGCAGGGCAGACUGGCUGAUGGAGUAGCCACUCUGGUCCAACACCUGGGCUACAAACCAGAGGAAUACAAACUGGGCAAGACCAAGAUCUUCAUCCGCUUCCCUAAGACUCUGUUCAGCACUGAAGAUUCCCUGGAAGCCAGGAGGCCUGCCCUCGUUCUCACCCUACAGACCUCAUGGAGGGGUUACAGAGAGAGGGCCAAGUACCUCCGCAUCAGACAGGCAGUCAUAGUGAUCCAAUCUGCGUGGAGAGGGAUGAUAUCCCGUCAGAAGGCCAGGCGUCGCAGACACGCUGUGGACAUCAUACGCAAGUUCAUCAAAGGCUUCAUCUACCGCCACUAUGAGCGCUGUCCAGAAAACGAGUACUUCCUGGACCAUCAGCGUUUCUCCUUCCUGAUGAUGCUGUUUAGGAACCCACCUAAGAGUGUCCUGGACAAAAGCUGGCCCAUCCCCCCACCUUGCCUCACUAAGGCGUCAGAGCACCUGUGCAGGCUGUGUAUGCGGAACAUGAUGCGGGCCUACUGCAGGAGGAUCCAGCCAGAGUGGAAGAAACAGAUGGAGCAGAAGGUGGUAGCCAGUCAGAUAUUCAAGGACCAGAAGGACAGCUAUCCCCAGAGUGUCCCUAAGCUGUUUGUGGCCUCCAGACUAAACAGUGAGGAGUUCAACCUGAAAGUGAUACAGACUCUGGGCAAUGACAAAGUGAAGUAUGGAAUUGCGGUGACUAAGUAUGAUAGGAGGGGUUACAAGGCACGGCCUCGCCAGCUGCUCCUCACCUCCUCCUUCGCCAUGCUGGUGGCCGAAGCCAAGCUGAAGCAGAGGAUCGACUAUGCAACCCUGAGGAGCAUCUCUGUGAGUUCUCUCAGUGAUGGGUUCAUGGUUCUCCACGUGCCCAGUGAGGACAACAAGCAAAAGAGUGAUGUGGUGCUCCAGUGUGAUCAUUUGAUCGAGGUGGUGACGAAGCUGGCCACUAUGGCGGACAAGAAGAUCAAGGUCAACAUGAGCCAGGACAGUAUUACAUUUGCAGUGGCUCGGGGGAAAGAGGGAGUCAUUGACUUCACCAGUGGACCAGAGCUGAAGGUGGCCAAAUGCAAGAAAGGACACCUGCUAGUGACGGCUCCUAAACUCAACCCAUGAUGAUGAUGGGAAGUAAUAACCGCCUCGCUGUAAUCCACAGCGAACCAAUCAUCCCAUAGGAUGAUUUCCUGCCAUAGCCAAUCAGAUUAUAGCCACACAGAAGUUGUUUUUCUUCUUUAAAUGUGAGACAAUAGCCAUACACUCACUGCAAAAAAUAUAAUGAUUAUUUUCUCUUUUAACACAAUUGCACUUAUUAAUCUACAUUUAUAUAGUUAUUGAUUUAGUUACUGACGACAUUUCAUAUAUAAUGGAAUCAGAGGUUUUGCCGGCAUUCAUAAUACUUUGAUGUUUAUUAGCAAUAGUCGUAUUAAAUGAAACCACACAUUUGAAAUCUUAUGCUUCAUCUUUAUUUUGUAGUCCUGUUUACAAUAUAUUAGCUCUUGUAUGUAAUACAAAUACAAAACAAUAUUUAUAUUUCCAUAGUAACAACAAUAAACAGCAUUUUCAAAUAAAUAAGUAAUAAAUAAGUCAAUAAAUAGGCAAAUAGGCAUUGAAGUCAGUGAGGGCUGUGGAAAAAGGGGAUGUUGUGUUUCUCAGCACUCUUCCGGUUCUCGGCUGUUAGUCAGAGAGAGUGAGAGACAGAAAAGAUGGAAACUCAGGGAGAAACCCAGAGGAGAGUAAGGCUGUACAACUUACAGUAAUACUACAUGUAAACCUGAUUUCUGUCUAACAAAGUGAACAGCGCAUCUCUCACACGAUGAGAAAUCAUGAUCUUAGGAUAAAUACCAGAAAUCUCCAUUGAAGUCUUUCUGUCAAAAGCAAUACUGAAUUAUUUAUAAAUAUGAAUAUCAUUAUUAUUGGUAUUAGCUGUAUUAACUUGUUACUGCUGAAAUAAACUGUGUGCAUUGACAACAUAAAA
Oncorhynchus nerka (sockeye salmon) is the source of this 4637-nucleotide messenger RNA. Its product is annotated as unconventional myosin-Ic-like. Gene Ontology annotation, cellular component: plasma membrane; microvillus; vesicle. Bases 641 to 3778 code for a protein of 1045 amino acids. Gene Ontology annotation, molecular function: actin filament binding; microfilament motor activity; ATP binding. Gene Ontology annotation, biological process: actin filament organization; vesicle transport along actin filament. The transcript has 31 exons. Lineage: Eukaryota; Metazoa; Chordata; Actinopteri; Salmoniformes; Salmonidae. The record is from RefSeq and is a predicted model, not a curated record.